Molecule: messenger RNA, 438 nt
Organism: Durusdinium trenchii
Lineage: Eukaryota; Dinophyceae; Suessiales; Symbiodiniaceae
Source: the annotation of a GenBank genome assembly
AUGACAUUUGUGUUUUGCCAGCUCGGGCGUUCGUGCCAUACGCGCUUCUACCUCAAGCAGGCCUGCCUUGCCAAAAAAGGACACGCUGCUGCCAGGCCAUGUCGCAGGGUGCCGGAGUGUUCAGCUACGACAAGGCGACAGCUCUUGGAGCGGCUGGAGGUGUUGGAGGAGCAGCAGAGGCAAGAAGUUGCUGAAUUGGAGGAGCAACUGCGGGCGUUGGAGCCGGCGGUGCCAACCGAGCCUGUGACGGACGCAAAGCAAAGAAGGAAAGAUUCACCUGAGAUGAUUGCUUUCAAGCAGGAGAAGCGGCGAAAAACCAAAGAACUCAAAGCGUCACAGCUGGCGCAGCGUGAAAGCUUUUGGAGCAGCUUGUCUGAUUUGGAACUGGAUGUGAUGGAAGAAAAGUUUGGGCCACCGUGGCUUGUGAGUGGAAGCUGA